Molecule: messenger RNA, 6017 nt
Organism: Osmerus eperlanus (European smelt)
Lineage: Eukaryota; Metazoa; Chordata; Actinopteri; Osmeriformes; Osmeridae
Gene: golga4
Product: golgin A4
Exons: 21
Coding region: 27-6017 (1996 amino acids)
Biological process (GO): Golgi vesicle transport
Cellular component (GO): Golgi apparatus
Molecular function (GO): small GTPase binding
Source: RefSeq, a predicted model, not a curated record
GGGCAGGGAACAACUCUGAUUGGCUCAUGGAGGAACGUGAUCAGACGGUGGGUCCUGGUGGCGACAGACGUGGCAGCCACACGCCCUCCCUGCCGCGCGAUGGACCUGUGUUGCCUAGUGACAGAGAGCUGCUGGCCGGGAUGAUAGCUGAGCCUGCUUUUCUCUCUGAGUACACUAUCUUUGCUCUGGACCAAUCAAAAAGACCCAAAGCGCUCCAAGUUGUCAGUGCGGUUGACUCCCCCGCUUCUGGUGUAGGUCUGAGGUCUCCCAGAGGAAGCAUCAAUGGAGAUGGGGGUACUUCUCCUCAGAGGGCCGAGCCCCAGUCGCUGGCCCAGAAGCUCCUGAAGGUUCCCUCAGUGGAGUCCCUGCUCCGCUCAGCCGGCCGUGCCGAGGGCCUGUUCCGCUCCGCCUCCCGGGAGUCCCUGCCCCCCCUGGGGGAGGCGGAGCCCCCUGCCUAUGACCCCCCCUCCGACCUGGAGAGCGAGGUUGAGGAGGGGGAAGGGGGGGAGGUUUCUAAGGAACAACAGCCUCACCGUCUGGCAAGGCUGGAGAAGAGCCUGGGCAAGUACCGAGUGAAGUACUCUGAGCUGGUGACAGCGUACCGUUCAGUACAGCGGGAUAAAGAGAAAACCCAGGUUAUCCUCAGCCAGAGUCAAGACAAAGCCUUACGAAGGAUCGGAGAGCUGAGAGAGGAGCUUCAGAUGGACCAGCAGGCUAAGAAGCACCUGCAGGAUGAGUUUGAUUCUGUGCUGGAGGAGAAAGAUCAGAUGAUCACAGUUCUGCAGACACAGGUGGCCCUGAUGAAGAAGCGCCUGAAGGGGGCUGCUGGAGGAGCCAUGACCCAGGACAGUGAGCCGUCCCUGGGCCAGGAGACUGCAGACCCUACCUCCCCCCAGAGCCCCUCCAGAGACCCUGCAGCAGACUCAGGGGCCAGUGAUGCAGGGGGCGAUGGGGGUCCAGGCCAGACCUUGCAGGCGCUGCAGAAGAGGGUGAAGAGGCAGGAGAACAUCCUCCAGAGGUGUAAGGAAGUGUUGAGGACCCAUCAGGAGCGCAGCGCUCAACUGGGCAGUGAGAACGAGGCUCUGCAGCAGCAGCUGCAGGAGAGGCUGCAGGAGCUGGAGAAGACCAAGGAGCUCCACACCACAGAGAAGACCAAGCUGAUCACUCAGCUGCGUGAUGCCAAGAACCUGAUAGAACAACUGGAGCAGGACAAGGGCAUGGUGAUUGCAGAGACGAAGAGGCAGAUGCACGAGACUCUGGAGAUGAAGGAGGAGGAGAUUGCAGCACUGCGCUCCAGAGUCCAGCAGGCCACUGCUCAGAGGGACCUGCUGCAGGAGCACCGAGAACACUCAGAGAGGGCAGCGUUUGAGGAGCUGGAGAGAGCCCUGAGCAUGGCCCAGCGGGCGGAGGAGGGGCGGAGGCAGCUGGAGGAGCAGGUGAAGGAUGUGGAGCGGACCGGGGAAGAGGAGAGGAGGAAUCUGCAGCAGGAACUCAGCCGAGUCAAACAGGAAGUGGUCACCAUCAUGAUGAAGUCUUCGGAGGAGAAGGUUUGUGAGCUGGAGAAGCAACACAAAGAGGCGCUGGAGCAUAAGGAUCAGGAGGCUCUCGCUCGGAUCAGCCAGGCUGUGGAGCAGUGUGAGCAGGUGUUUGAGCAGGCGUCCAAGGAGCGGGUGCAACAGGCGGGACUGGAGCUGGAGGAAAUGCAGCUGCAGAGAGCUGCUCUGGAGGCAGCCGCCCUGAGCCGCUACCAGGAGGCAGAGCUGGAACUGGAGGCAGCCAGGACGAGGAUACUGGAGCUGGAGAGUUGUCAGGCGCAGAGUGAGCCGGCUGCAGACCAGGCCUCCCAGCUGGGGCAGGAGCACAGGUCGGGCCUGGAGGCUGGGCAGCAGGAGGCCCUGGAGAGGAGGCUGCAGGAGGAGGAGGCACGGCACAGGAAGGAGCUGGAGGAGGUCAGGCUGCAGCACCAGGAGUCUCUGGGAGGUGUGGAGAAAACGCUGAAAGAAGAGUUGAACAAGCUGAAGACGGCGUUGCAGAAAAAAGAAGAGGAGCUGGAGGAGCACCUGCAGCGAGAGAGCAGGCUGGUGGAGGAGGCGGAGGCCACGCUGCAGGAACGCGACACCAACGCUCGGGACCUGGAGGAGACCCGGCAGAGACUGGCGGCCGCUCGGACUGCUGAGGAGGAGCUGCAGCGCAGCAACACUCAGCUGGGCCAGCUCACAGACGAGCUCAGACGCUGUCACAGCAAGCUAGAGGACUUGGAGCGACACAUGGAGGCUGCACAGAGAGACUGUCUGCAGAAGGAAGAGGCUCUUCAGCUCAAAGUGACAGAGCUUCAGGAGACAGAGCUGCAGUUACAGCAGAGCAGGAAGGAACUCUCGGAGCAGGACGAGAGGCUGUGUGAGAAGCGGAGGGCUGGGCAGGAGCAGCAGGAGAGGCUGAAGAAACAGCUGGAAGACCAGAAAGCUUCUCACGAGAAGAAAAUGGAAAAUAUCAGGAAAGACAUAGAGGGCAAGUUGAAGGCACAGGAGACGAAGAUGGAGAAAUUUAAACAGAAAGCAAAAGAGAUGCAGGACAAGUUUAAGAAGAAGCUCCAGGAGAGCGAGGAGGCUCUGAAGGAGAAGGAUGCGGUGCUGCAGCAGAAGCAGGAGCAGGAGGCCCGGUUUCUGCUGAAGAAGUCUCAAGAGCUGGAGGAGGCGUCCCGGCAGGUUGGGAGGAGCAUGGAGGUGCAGGAGCAGGCCCAGCAGGAGGUGAGAGACCUGAGGGAGGAGCUGGCCAUCCGGGAGACCACAGUACAGAAGCUGCAGGCUGAACUGAGGGAGGCUGCGUCCCAGCGGGAGGCCCUGGCGGAUAGGGAGCGCAGGCUAAAGCAGCAGCUCGAGGCCAUGGAGAGGAACCUCAGCCAGACCCUCAGCCAGAAGAACCACACCCAGGACCAGCUCAGCAGGACCGGGGAAGAGAGCAAGGCCAAGCUGCAGACGCUGUCCCACAGAUGCGAGGACGCGGAAAGGAAGCUGCAGGCCCUGGAGGCUUCGCGCUCCCAGGAGGACGACCUGCAGCGGACGCUGGAGGAGGAGUUUCAGACACGGUCCGCUGCAGUCAGCCAGCAGCUGGAGCAGGUCUGUCUGGAGAUCCACACCAGGAUGGAGGGAGCAGCGGGUCAGCUCUGUGAACGGGUGGAGGCCAGGGCGGGAGAGCUGCAGGACAGGGUGUUCCGCAGUCAGAAAAGGGUGGCACACCUUAAAAAUGUCCUCCUCACCAAGGUGGACAGAAUCCGCACUUUAGAGGAGGGUAUCCGGCAGAGGACGGAGGAGAACCAGAAGCUAUGCAGUUCAGUAGAGCAGUUGACUUCUCAGCUCCAAGCGCACACGGAGCGAAUCCAAGCCUUAACAAAGGAGAAAGUCUCUCUACUGGCCGAUGCAGAGAAGCACUCUCAGGCUCUCUCAAAGAAAGCCUUCCGUGUGCAGCAGCUCAGCCAGGAGAACACUGCCAUCUCAGAGAAGGUUGAAAGUAGCACGUUGCACAUCAGCAACCUGGAGGGGGUGGUCCAGGACCUAAAGACCCAGCUGGUGGGGAAGGAGGAGGAGCGGCAGCAGGAGCUGCAGGAGCUGCUAAGACAGAUGGACAAACUCCACCAGGACAAGAUGGCCGCCACGGAGCAGGCUGAGGCGCUCAAGGAAAACCUGUCAGAGUUCAAGGGCAAGGCAGAGGCCAAGUUGACCCAGAGCCACGACACAGUCCAGGCCCUGCAGGCCCGGCUGGAGGGGAUGGAGAGGCAGCUGGCGGAGAGGGACGAGGAUCUGCGGAGGCUGGAGCAGGCCAGUGGGGACUGUCAGUCCAUCAGCAAGUCUGAGAUGGACCAGGCCCUGAGCGAGAAGGAGCAGAAGAUGAGUGCGCUUGGGGCGGAGCUGGAGCUCUGCAGCGUGACCCUCAGUGAGCGGGAGGAGCAGCUGGCCACUAGGACCCGGGAGUGUGAGCAGCUCACGGCUGAUCUGAGGCAGCGGCGCAGCCUCUGGGAGGCUGAGAGGAAGGAGAGGAGCGGGCAGCUGCAGCUCUCCCAGGACCAGUCCAGCCAGUGUGCCCAGGAGGCAAAGGAGAAGCUGCAGGCCCUGGAGAUGGAGAAGGUGAGGCUCAGACAGGAGCUGGAGGGACAGAAGGAGGAUUUUGAGAAGAAGGAAGAGGAGGUGCUGAGGAGUCAGGAGGAGAGGCUGACGGCGGAGGGCGCCGGGAAAAUGUCAGAGCUGAAGAAGAAGGCUGAGCAGAAGAUUGUCCAGAUCAGGAAGCAGCUCAACUCCCAGCUGGAGGAGAAGGACAGGAGCGUUAGGAGCCUACAGGCUCAGCUGGAGGAGGUGAAGAAGGAGGUGAAGGAGCAGGAGCAGAACAACAACAACCUGCUUGCUCAGCUGGAGGAGGUGAAGGAGCAGAGUCUGAAGACAUUGCAGGCUCAGCUGGAGGAGGAGAAGGAGCAGAGUCUGAAGACCUUGCAAGCUCAGCUGGAGGAGGAGAAGGAGCAGAGUCUGAAGACCUUGCAAGCUCAGCUGGAGGAGGAGAAGGAGCAGAGUCUGAGGACCUUGCAGGCUCAACUGGAGGAGGAGAAGGAGCAGAGUCUGAGGACCUUGCAGGCUCAACUGGAGGAGGAGAAGGAGCAGAGUCUGAAGACCUUGCAAGCUCAGCUGGAGGAGGAGAAGGAGCAGAGUCUGAGGACCUUGCAGGCUCAACUGGAGGAGGAGAAGGAGCAGAGUCUGAGGACCUUGCAGGCUCAACUGGAGGAGGAGAAGGAGCAGAGUCUGAGGACCUUGCAGGCUCAGCUGAAGGAGGAGAAGGAGCAGAGUCUGAGGACCUUGCAGGCUCAGCUGGAGGAGGAGAAGGAGCAGAGUCUGAGGACCUUGCAGGCUCAGCUGGAGGAGGAGAAGGAGCAGAGUCUGAGGACCUUGCAGGCUCAGCUGGAGGAGGAGAAGAUGACCAGGCAGAAAGCCCUGGAGGAGAGGAGGAGAGAGCUGCAGGGCUCCAUGUCGGAGCUGAGGGAAGAGCAGGAGAAACGCCUGGAACAGAUACGCAGCGAGGAGAGGCUGGAGAGGGACAGUUGUCUACAGAGGCUGAAAGACAUGUACGAGGAGAAACUGGCUUCCCUCCAGAAGGAAGAUAAAAAGGAGGAGAACCAGCCCGAUAAGACUGCAGCUAUGCAAGAAGAGAUCAGGCAGAAGCUCAGAGAGGCGGAGGAGCAGAACUCUCUCCUCCAAGCAGAACUCAGCCGUCUGGGCCGAGAUCUGGAGGAGAGGAGCUGGACCGCCAGAGCACCCAGGAGGGAGGAGGAAAAACAAUGCCUCCUGGAGGACGGGCUGGGAGGCUCUCUACAGAGCCAGCUGGCGGAGGCGACAGCUGAGAUGCAGAAGGUCCAGAGGGAGUUCCUGCGGCUGCAGGAGGACAUGCGGGCUCUGAGGCGGGAGCACCAGCAGGAGCUGGAGCUUGUCAGGAAGGAGCUGGGCGAGGAGAACGACAGGAAGCUUCAACUGGAGGUGGAGGAGGUGGAAGCCAGACACAGCUCGUCCCUGAAGCAACUGAUGAGGGAGUUCAACACGCAGCUGGCUGUGAAGGAGAGGGAUCUGGACGCUGCAGUGAAGGAGGCCAUCGGAAGGGCCCAGGGUGUGGAGGCUGAACUCAUGGCCGGCCACAGGGAGGAGGUCUCCCAGCUGCACAAGCAGAUCUCCCAGAAGGAGGACGAGAUGCAGAAGACGGUCCAAAGAUAUGAAGAGGUGCUGCAGAGUCGUGAGCAGGAGAUGGGGGACAGGGUGUGGCAGGUGCAGAAGGAGAUGGAGGACCUUCACACCAGGAUGCAGGACAGCCCCCAGCUAUUCGGCGUCCCCCUCAACACCCUCUUCCCCAUCCUCAUCAUCGAGAACAACAAGUUCAUUAUUAAGCAGCUCCUCUUCGUCGUUCUCCUCAUCCUGGGCUACUUGCGUGCGGUUCUCCUCCCCCCGCUGCCGGAGCUGCGCCAGCGGCGCAUGGCUGUCCCGCUUUGA